AUGGCGCCGACGCAUAAGGAAUCCGAGCUGGUGAGGAAGGUACACGACAACGUCCUGGCGGCGCUGUUGCAGAAGGAGCGUGAGGUGGAGGACGAGCUGGAAAGUAUCAGGCACGUGGAGAGCAAGAUAGCUCACAUGCGCGACGAAGACGCACUUGAGCGGUUCAGGGAAGCGAGGCUGCAGGCGCUCAAGGAGACGCACGCCAAGCGACUGGAGUUCAUGAACAAGGGAUACGGCAAACUGGUCGACGUGCACUCUGACUCGGAUUUCUUUGACGUAUGCAGGAACGCGCAUUACGUGGUGGCGCACUUCUACAGGCCUACGACCGUCAGGUCGCAGUACCUGGACGGUAAGAUGCACGAGCUGUGCCAGACGUACUUCGACACCAAGUUUAUCAGGGUCAACGCCGAGCGCACGCCCUUCCUCUGCGAGCGCUUCAACAUCUGGUGCAUUCCCACGGUGAGCGAAGCGUACGACAGCUUAGACUGCGUGCAGCUCAUGAUCAUCAUCGGCGGCAAGACCAACCACAGCAUCAUCGGCUUCGACGAGUUCGGAGGUGACGGCUUCACGCUUGACGAAUUCGCUAGCGCCCUUAAAAAGCGCGGAAUACUGCCGCCGGACGCAGAGAACGCACGGAACAAACACGCCGAAUAA
Molecule: messenger RNA, 654 nt
Organism: Babesia bigemina
Lineage: Eukaryota; Apicomplexa; Aconoidasida; Piroplasmida; Babesiidae
Product: -Thioredoxin domain-containing protein 9
Exons: 3
Coding region: 1-654 (217 amino acids)
Biological process (GO): microtubule cytoskeleton organization
Cellular component (GO): cytoplasm
Source: RefSeq, a predicted model, not a curated record